This is a messenger RNA of Aureobasidium melanogenum CBS 110374, 1062 nucleotides long. Its product is annotated as terpenoid synthase. The transcript has 2 exons. The coding region runs from base 1 to 1062 and encodes 353 amino acids. Gene Ontology annotation, molecular function: carbon-oxygen lyase activity, acting on phosphates. Lineage: Eukaryota; Fungi; Ascomycota; Dothideomycetes; Dothideales; Saccotheciaceae. The record is from RefSeq and is a predicted model, not a curated record.
AUGCAAUCUUAUGUCAAGAAUGUAGUCGAUAUGCUUGUUCAGAUGGACAGGAGAAGCCCCGAUUACUCCUCUGAGGCAUGUCAACAUGAAUUCCAUCACCUCUACCUCCAGACAGCUGCGCACUUUGCGGAACCAUCAUACGCGCUGACUGUCGAUACAAGUGUAUUGCAGAGGCUGACUCACUCAAUGGUGCGCUUUGUUAGUUAUUGCUGGCCGGGGCAUGCUUCCGAAGUGAAGACAGACCUCUGCAUACUGUUCGUCUACUAUGGCAUCCUGGACGACUGGUAUAAAGACAAUCUAUCAGAAGGCAUGCGAGACUUCUCUAAAGAUAUGAUAAAUGGUUCUGAACAGAAGAAUAGUUGGUGGCAAGCUGUUAACAAACAUCUGUUGAGCUUGCUCGAGCAUUACGGUUCAUUCUGCUCGCUCAACAUAUUCAGAGGCACUUUGGACUUCUACCAAGGCUGCUGGAUCGAACAGCAUGACUUUCAGGGAACACGCGGCUCACACAACUAUCCUGACUUUCUACGCCGACUCAAUGGGUUUGGUCCCAUCAUCGGCGCAUCCCUCUUUACUACAGGCAUGUUCGACGAGACCGACAACAUUCCCAUCAUUGCUUCUGUGAUAUCAGAGAUCGAGCAAUGGGAACUCUAUGUCAACGAUCUCUUGUCCUUUUACAAGGAAUACUUUGGCACAGACAAGCAAGAGCAAGCCAAUUUCAUCUCAAACUAUGCUCAUUGCGCCGGAAUCACUAUGCAGAAGUCGUUGUCUAGGAUUCUGGACAAGAUCACCUUGUCCAAUAAUGCACUGGUUGAAAUGCUGCCAAACGUCGACCCGAAGACGAAAAGAGUGGUUGACAACUUCAUGCUUGGAUACACCGCAUUCCACUUUACUGAUGCUCGAUAUCGUAUGUCUGAGCUCGUGGAUCAAGCCGAGGAUUUGGAAGUCGAGGGUGCGCAGGACUUGCGAAGGUUCUACGAGAUCGCCAGAGCUGGUAGCGACCAAGGUCCAUUGCGUUGGGCUUCUCCAUCGUUGCAGGACAUGACAGAAAAUUCUCAUGAGUGA